GACGUUCUUAAUCGGCUCAAACCGUCGUACAUAAAGCACACAGUCAAUCCUGAAACAUUUCGUGAUCCUGACCCGCGGGAUGAAGCCCGCAAUGCGCGACAUUUGAGCAAAUAUAUAUUUCCCCUCCAAUAUGGACUCUGCAGUGUUUUUACUUCCCAGGUGCCUAGUAAGGAGCAUUACGAGCAGCCGGAUUUUACUGAUAGGGAGCGUGAGAUCAAGGUGAGAGAAGGCAAUAUUUCUUCUUGGACGUGUAAGACGCCAAAACGGCUGAAGGAUGUGCUUGUGUUGUUAGAGAAGUUGAUCUGGCGGCAUGGUAAAUGCCGUUAUAAACUACUUAGAGAUAAAGUUUGCCCGUCAAAGGUAAGCAAGCUCUUUAGAUGA
This is a messenger RNA of Suillus subaureus, 381 nucleotides long. RefSeq lists its product as uncharacterized. The annotation marks the transcript as partial. The record is from RefSeq and is a predicted model, not a curated record. Lineage: Eukaryota; Fungi; Basidiomycota; Agaricomycetes; Boletales; Suillaceae. The transcript has 2 exons.